GUGUUUCUCACCCGUGGUCCAUCUGAUCCGCAGUCCUGGUCCACCUGACGGUCCGCCACGCGGGACGUCCUGACCCGCCCCAUGAGCACCUUGGCAUUCGUGGAGCGCCAUUCAUCCUUUCAAAGUGGCUGCUCGGAGGAUGUGAGUCCCACAAUGACUGGACGCGAACGCUCAAGCAGCUACCGGCAGAGAUGUGUGGAUGAUUUUUUGAAGCAGCAUGGUUUCAAGGAUGUGAACGACCCGGUGCGGGACCCGUGCACCGCGUGGUUGCGGAGGGAGACGAUCUAUCCGAUUCACCUGGCUGCGAAGACCGGAGACUUGAAGGUCCUGCUACUGGGACGGAGGCUCUUGCUGCUGGCCUCGGGGGCGGAUCCCGAGGUCAUGAGCUCCAGUGGGCGCAAGGCCUGGCACUUCGCCAAGGAGGCCAACAAGGACAACUCUCAUCGAGAUGUUUUGCAGCUACUUUCUUCUCAGCAGAUUUCAGUGAAGCAGAUGGGCGAGAAAAGAAGCAGUGAAACUACUGUGUGGGAUAGAGACAUUGACCAUUUAGAUUCCCUCUUGCGGACUGCUGUGCGACAAGUAGAGCUCUGAGAGACACAGCUGGCCCCCGCGUGUCUCCAGGGCGCCAGGCAAACCCUGACAUGGGAUUCAGUAAACUGACGGUGAACGGGAGGAUGGCACGAGGAGUGAUUUCGAAAGGCUCCAACUGAGGGCAAUUCAACUGAAUGCAGGCUGGCUUUUUGGUGAGCCAACUUCGAAGUUCUUCGGACUUGAUCGAAAACAUGGAACAUGAACCGCC
Molecule: messenger RNA, 799 nt
Organism: Durusdinium trenchii
Lineage: Eukaryota; Dinophyceae; Suessiales; Symbiodiniaceae
Source: the annotation of a GenBank genome assembly